This is a messenger RNA of Leptopilina heterotoma, 1537 nucleotides long. RefSeq names its product troponin I (gene wupA). Gene Ontology annotation, cellular component: troponin complex. Gene Ontology annotation, biological process: muscle contraction. Bases 183 to 1403 code for a protein of 406 amino acids. The record is from RefSeq and is a predicted model, not a curated record. Lineage: Eukaryota; Metazoa; Arthropoda; Insecta; Hymenoptera; Figitidae. The transcript is spliced from 14 exons.
GACCCUGAUCAAUUCGUUUACUUAAUCUCCUCAAUCUAGCAAUUUUUAUAUGCACCAAUCGUAGAAUAAAUUGUAAUUCGCCACAAGGGCCAAAUAUCUAUUAUCUACCAUCCUUCUCUUCGUUCAUUGAACUCAAAUUUUAAAAAAAAAUUAGGUAGUUGCAGUUAAAACUAAACACAAACAUGGCCGACGAUGAGAGAAAGCGCAUCGAGGAUGAAAAGAAGAGGAAGCAGGCGGAAACUGACAGAAAAAGGGCGGAAGUCCGCGCCCGUCUUGAGGAAGCCUCAAAGGCGAAAAAGGCCAAGAAAGGGUUUAUGACACCCGACAGAAAGAAGAAACUCAGGUUGUUGUUGCGUAAGAAAGCUGCCGAAGAAUUAAAGAAGGAACAGGAGAGGAAAGCAGCAGAAAGGAGGCGCAUUAUUGAAGAGAGAUGCGGGAAACCUAAGAACGUCGAUGACGCUAACGAAGAGACAAUAAAGCGUGUGUUGCGCGAAUAUCACACAAGGAUCGCAGCACUGGAGGAUAAAAAAUUCGACAUCGAAUAUCUAGUCAAGAAAAAGGACUUUGAGAUUUCCGAUUUGAACAGUCAAGUCAACGACCUCCGAGGUAAAUUUAUGAAACCAACUUUGAAGAAAGUUUCUAAAUACGAAAACAAAUUCGCCAAAUUGCAAAAGAAGGCUGCUGAGUUCAACUUCCGCAAUCAACUCAAGCAGGUUAAGAAGAAGGAAUUUACCCUCGAGGAAGAAGACAAGGAGAAGAAACCUGACUGGUCGAAGAAGGGCGAAGACAAGAAGUUGGAGCCGCCACCAUCAGUUGAGCUUCCGACGCCAACACCUACACCAUCCCCGGCGCCACGAGAACCAACGCCAACGCCAUCUCCCGCACCAACACCAUCGCCUGCGCCACGAGAACCAACUCCAACGCCAUCGCCGGCACCAACGCCCACUCCUGAACCACCAGCUGUUGAACCAACACCAACGCCCACACCUGAACCGCCAGAAGCGCCUCCUGCAGACGCAGCUCCAUCGGAAGGAGAAGCGCCACCCGCUGAGGCAGCGCCGCCUGCCGAAGGAGCGCCACCAACUGAAGGUGCACCACCAGCUGAAGGAGCACCUCCAGCAGAGGGUGCCGCACCUGCAGAAUCUGCUUCACCAGCUGAAGGAGCACCACCGGCUGAAGGAGCACCUCCUGCAGAAGGAGCACCACCGGCAGAAGGAGCGCCACCCGCGGAAGGGGCACCUCCUGCAGAAGGAGCAGCACCAGCAGCAGCUCCAACGGAAGGAGCGCCACCUGCAGAAACACCAGCACCUGCAGCUGGCGCUCCUCCUGCAGAAGCCGCUCCCGCGGAAGAUCCUCAGGGACCUGCUCCUGAACCUGCGUCUGUUGAAGCGGCAGCUUCGUAACUCCUUGCGCAAGAUUGAUGGUGGACACUUCAUGUUUUAUCGUCAGUUAACUUCGCAAUGCUGCUUAUAUUGUAUACUAUCCGACAUAAAGUAUAUGGAUGCAUUGAAAACAUCAUAUUUCCGGUACAAACCUU